Melanotaenia boesemani (Boeseman's rainbowfish) is the source of this 2134-nucleotide messenger RNA. It is a transcript of the gene mppe1, whose product is annotated as metallophosphoesterase 1. NCBI's taxonomy places the organism in Eukaryota, Metazoa, Chordata, Actinopteri, Atheriniformes, Melanotaeniidae. Gene Ontology annotation, cellular component: endoplasmic reticulum-Golgi intermediate compartment. Gene Ontology annotation, biological process: GPI anchor biosynthetic process; endoplasmic reticulum to Golgi vesicle-mediated transport. Bases 286 to 1470 code for a protein of 394 amino acids. Gene Ontology annotation, molecular function: phosphoric diester hydrolase activity. The record is from RefSeq and is a predicted model, not a curated record. The transcript has 9 exons.
AGCCCGACAGACAGACGAUGUGAAAGCCGCUUCUGGGUGAUGUUUCUCCUGAAAAACAGGAGUGCGUUUUAAACUUUCUCAUCCUUUUUCUGGAUCAACCAGACGCGACAGGGUGCUUCUUUUCUUUUUUUUAGCCGACGUUGCCUCCACAGCGACUUGCCAUGAGCAUCCCACGGCAGGAGACCUAAACCUCCAGGUCUGUAUCGAGGUGAAGAUGCCUCAUGGACCGCUCCAUCACCGCCAGUGCGCCAGUUCAGGGCAUCCCAAACGACGAAUAACGAAGAAAUGCCGAGGUUUAGCGUCAGAUGGGUGGUUGCGGUGGUGCUGAUGGUCGUGGUCGGCGGCGCUUUCUUCUUCUGCGAGUACCUCAUCUACUUCCCCACCAUCCUCAAGUGCGCCUGGCCGAAGCUCAGUCAUGCCCGGGGCGGAGAGAGCAUCGACGGGCGACCGAUGGACUCAGCUGUCCGCGCCAUGGUGCUGUCGGACACCCACCUCCUCGGAGCUGUAGGGGGGCACUGGUUCGACAAACUGAGAAGGGAAUGGCAGAUGGAGAGGGCUUUUCAGACCGCUCUGUGGCUGCUCAGGCCCGAAAUCGUCUUUAUUCUCGGGGAUAUCUUCGACGAAGGCAAGUGGAGCUCACAGAAGCACUGGGAGGACGACGUACGUCGCUUCCACAGGAUGUUCAGACACUCCACCGACACAGAGCUGGUUGUACUGGUUGGAAAUCACGACAUUGGUUUCCAUUAUGAAAUGGACUGGUUCAAGUUGCAGCGCUUUGAAAAGGUCUUCAACGCCUCCUCCACCAGGAUUGUCACCAAAAAGGGAGUCAACUUCCUGCUGGUGAACAGCGUUGCCCUGCAUGGCGACGGCUGUCCCAUCUGCCAGUCGGUGGAAAAGGAGCUGAUCAAACUCUCCAGAGAUCUCAACUGUUCUCUUCAGAACUCGCAGUCCAGCAGCAAAGGGAUGGAGAGUUGUGAAGGCUCGCAGUCCUAUCCUCCCACAGCUCCCAUCAUGUUACAGCACUAUCCUAUGUACAGAGUGAGUGAUGCCAGCUGCAAAGGACAGGAUGCUGCGCCUGCUGAAGAGCGACACCUGCUGUUCAGAGAGAAGUACGACGUGCUGUCAAAGGAAGCUUCACAGAGGCUGUUGCAGUGGUUUAAGCCUCGCCUCAUCCUGAGCGGACAUACCCACAGCGGAUGUGAGGUUCUCCAUGACAACAAGUACCCAGAAAUCAGUGUGCCGUCCUUUAGCUGGAGGAACAGGAACAACCCCAGCUUCAUCCUGGCGUCGGUUUCGGCCGGCAGUUACACAAUGUCCAAGUGUUUCCUGCCGGAGGAGAGCACGGUGAUCGGCGUUUACUGCUCGGCUGGCGCCUGCCUGCUGCUGCUCUUCCUGGCCCACUGUCUGUGGAUGAAAGGUCUGCUGCAGUGCCUCAGCCUGGUCCUGCUGGGGAAGCACAAGUCUCUGUGAAAUCUGUUACCACUGUCUCUGGAGCUUCAUGUGAGGAUCUCUUCAAGUGUGACGUUCCUCGUCCUGAGUUGGCAAAAAGCCUGUCCAUAUAAACUCUGUGUCACGGCAUGGGGAAGGACAUGAAUAUAUGUUUCACAUUUCUUUAUAGGACUAAAAGGUUAUGAUGAUGGUGGUGUGAAUGUAGCUGAUGAUGGGAGCCAAAUUCUUACAAAUAAUCAGUGGGAGAUCCAGACUUUUGGAAAAUAAAAAAGAAAAAUGUUUUCACUCAGAAAAGUAACUUUCACUGACUUCAAAAGUGCGCAACUGAAUAAUUAGAGUGAACACACAUGGAAUUUAGUAGGACAAAUCAAACACAAAUAUGUGUAAAUAUUACCUGAUUAACAAUCUGAUGUAAGGUGGCAAAGUAGAGUUAUGUUGAUGCUUUAUGUUUCUUCCUCUGUUCACCUGUGAGCCAUGAACACACCGAUCUCUCACUCUGAACACCGUCUGCUCCUGUCAUUAAUGUCACAUCUUCCAUCACGGCUGCUCCUUGUUUUUAUGAAAUAUAUUUAUCUCUGACUUCUUGUGCCAAAUGUUUGUGAGGGGUUUUUUGCCAAACUGUUGAAACAUUUCUGAAGAUCUGUAAAUAAUAAAGAGUUUUCUGUUGAAUAAAGGAAAUUGAGUA